Molecule: messenger RNA, 3176 nt
Organism: Manis javanica (Malayan pangolin)
Lineage: Eukaryota; Metazoa; Chordata; Mammalia; Pholidota; Manidae
Source: RefSeq, a predicted model, not a curated record
CCUGGAAGCCGGGUAGUAGCUGUUGCGGGUCUGUCUCGUUCCCGGCGCCGGAUCCCGGGUGCUACCUUGGGGCUCCCUCGUGGUUCGAGGGUCGGGCGGAGCGUCGUGUUGAGGUCCAAAUCCCGGAAGGGCACGGCGAGGCUCGGGCCACGAUGGACUUUCCCAGCAUCCUCUGCCCCACACUGUUUACGACCGGCCCACUUGGUCAGAGUGAUGUCCCUGACAUGUCCUUCAUGUGCAGCUGGAGAGACAUGCUGACCCUGCCAGAGCCCCUGCCCCAGAUCUCGGAGAGUGGGGUGCCACACUCGGCCAAGGACCUGCUCUGGGAGCCAGAGACCCCUGGGCCCCUUCCCUUGCUGCAUCCCGGUCCAGAUCCCUGGGACCCCGGCAUGACUGCCCGGGACCUGGUUUUCCGGGGAGGUCUGCAGUUCCGAAAACAGCCCCAGGUCGUGCUGGAUGUGACAGAGCAGCUCAGCCGGUUCCUAUGGGACCAUGGGGACAUAGCCUUUGCACCCCUGGGGAAGCUGAUGCUGGAGAAUUUCAAAAUGGAGGGAGCCCCGAGCCGCUCUAAGACGAAGACCGUGGUCAGUGUGAAGGGGAUACUCCAGGACCUCGGUGGACACCAGCCUUGGGGGUGUCCCUGGGCUUACCUCAGCUACCGACAACGCCGGUUCUCCAUCCUUGGGGGCCCGAUCCUGGGCACGUCCGUGGCGCAGCUCCUGGGAGAGCUGCUGCACGAGGAGCUGGCCCUGCGGUGGGAGCAGCUGCUCCUGGAUGAUGCCUUCACGGGGGGUGCGCUGGCCUGGGUGCCUGGAAGCACGCCUCAGGUGGGGCAGCUGGUCUACCCUGCGGGAGGCGCCCUAGACAAGCUGUAUUUCCAAGAGGUCAUUCUGACCCCAGACAGUGACCCCCAGGUCCUCAAGGACCCUGGCCACAUCCAGCUCCGAGGACCUGUCCGGCAGGUGGUGACCCGCACGGUGCAGGAAGAAUGUAAGGCCCUGAGGCACCCCCCACCACUGCCUGACCUGCUGCCCGACUCUGACUCUCACCCCUCCUCAAUCCCCUCAGCUCUGCUGGCUGUCCGCUCUGACUACCACUGUGCCGUAUGGAAGGUCAGCAAGCAGGGGCGGCCGGCCCCUCUGCAGGUGCUGCAGGUUGGGAAGGGGGCCACCGGGAUCAGCCUCAGCCCUCACCUGCCUGGGGAGCUGGCUGUCUGUAGCCGUUCAGGAGCCAUCUGUCUGUGGACCCCCCAGGAUGGGCUGCGGCAAGUCUACAAGGACCCUGAGACCCUUGUGUUCCGGGACCCUUCUCCCUGGCGUUGGGCAGACUUCACUGCCCACCCUCGGGUGCUGACUGUGGGGGACCGCACCGGAGUGAAGAUUAUUGACACUCAGGGGCCCCCAGGCUGUGGUCUGCUGCUGUUCCGAGUGGGAGCGGAAGCAUCAUGCCAAAAGGGGGAACGUAUCCUACUGACCCAGUAUCUGGGGGAGUGCAGCCCUGCACCCCUGCAUCCCACGCUCCAUCUCGUCUGCACCCAGUUCUCGCUCUACCUGCUGGAUGAGCGCCUCCCCUUGGUGCCCAUGCUGAAGUGGAACCACGGCCUUCCCUCCGCCCCACUGUUGGCCCGGCUGCUGCCUGCGCCGCAGCCUGGCUGCCCACGGCCCCUGCUUCUGAGUGGCCGGGGCGGGGAGCUGCAGCUGCUUCACAUCUCAGGAGAGGGGGCCUCGACGCCCCGCCUGGCAGGACACCCCCAGUCUCUCCCUUCCCGGAGGGACUCCCUCUCUGCAUUCCCCCUGCUGGAGCCUAAGAGCCAGUGGAGGCUGCAGGAGCGUCUGAAGGCCCCAGCCAUAGGUCUGGCCGCUGCCAUCCCACCCUCCGCCUCCACACCAGCCCUGUUGCUCUUCCAACUCUCUGCAGCUGGAGAUGUCUUCCACCAGCGCCUCCGCCUCCAGGCGGACCCUGGGGCCCCCAGCAACCAUGGGCCCAACUCCUCUGCCCCUGCGGCUUCCUGGAGCCCCCAGGACACAGCCUGCUGCAGCCAGUGGCUGAAGGCCUUGCUGGAGGUGCCCACAGCUCCCCCUGUAUGGGCUGCACCCACCUUUUCCCACCGCCAGCUGCUGGGCUGCUUGGAGCAGCGGAAGGUUGAGGGGAGAGUGCCAGAGGGUCUGCGUGCAGCCAUGGCCCAAGGGCGGCUCCUGCGGCAGAGGGACCUGGGUUCACUUCCUGUUGCCCAGCUGCCCCCUGCCUCUGAGUCAGGCCCUGAGGAUAUGCUCACUGGGCGCCUGGAGGCGGCCUGGAGAGGGCGGGCAGCUGCCUGGUGGGAGAGGCAGCAGGGCGGGGGCUCGGGGCCUGGGAGGCCGCCCAAGCGGCACAAGCGCCGGACUCUGCUGUCCAGUACCUUCUCCUCACUCAGCCGCCCUGACCUCUCUGACGCCACCCCCGCUCACAGCCCAGACCGGACACCCCCUGAGGCCAGGCCUUGCCCUCCUGUGACCCUGCCCUCCCAGGAGGUGACCCAGGAGCUGUGGACCAUCCGGAACUGUACCACUGGGCUGCUGUCCCAAAGGGACACCCCGGGAGGCUCUGAGGUGCCCUCAUCCCAGAGCUCUGGCGUCCGGGCCCCAUGCUCCGGGCAGCGGGCGCCCGUCCUCUCUGGCUCUCAGCCACAUCGGAAGAAGCCCCGCAUGGGCUUCUGAGGGCCCAGGGAAGCUGCUCCCCUGCCUCCGGUAAGCCCUUUCUCGUGCACCAGCUGUGCCUUCCGUGACUGGAACUUAGGAAAUAAAGAGAGAACAGUCUCCAGGGGUCAGACCUUUUACCAUCUGAAGACUGCUGUGACUAGGCGACCCCCAGAAAUGAUUCAGAACCAUGUCAGAGCAGGGACAGCGACAGAGUUGUUUCUCCCGUGGUUUAUCCUGCCUGGAGACGUGUUGGAAAGGCCCUGGCAGUCCUGUCCUGGGGCCAGUGUCACUGGGUUUCCUCCAGCCAGGCCACAGGGCUGCACGGUGCAGGAGCCAGGCCCCGGAGCCCACCAGUGACGGUACCAGCUCCUCCCCAUGGUCAGUGACGGUGAAAUGAGACCCAGAGAACUGCUGGUGCUGGAUGUUUGGUUGGUUGAGCAGUUUCUGAAGUUUUGGACCCACAUUUAGGGUUUGAAUAAAUUGUCAGCUGAGCAUGGA